This is a messenger RNA of Psylliodes chrysocephalus, 1006 nucleotides long. The record is from the annotation of a GenBank genome assembly. Lineage: Eukaryota; Metazoa; Arthropoda; Insecta; Coleoptera; Chrysomelidae.
GGCGACUAAUCAUAUCACAAUUUCCUACCAUGUUAUUAACAAAAUAUCUAAAUUAGGUGUUGCAAAUGUCACUCACAAUUACCCAAAUUUUUACAAUCACAUUUUAUAUCCGUUUUGAUAAAUUAAAAAUAUUAAAAAAUAUUUCCGAAAUUGAUUAACAAUCUGCAAGCUAAUUUUUAUUUCUAAUCUCUUAUAACCGCCAAUCUUAAAACGUGCGCAAAUUUGAUAAUUUUGCGUAUAAAUACCCAUGCAAAUAUAUCAUUAUUUAUAAUUCUUCAAAAGCUUUAUUGUUACUCUACACUAUACACUAUCAACCAUGAAGAUUGCGUUCGUCGAUAUACAAGGAUUUACCGUUGAAGGUAUUUUCCACCCUAAGGAGUUGUCGAUAGAAAUUGGGUUUAAACAGUACCAUUUUCUAUUUACGUCGGCAAUUCCGUAUAACAACCUGGAUGAAAUGGACCGGAAGACGGUGAGAUACCUGGAAAGAAAUGUCCAUGGAAUCCAGUAUACGUCAGGGUUUGUCGACCACGGACAGGUAAACAAAAUAUUGGAAUCAAACUUGCUAUAUUCUGCAAACUAUGUUUACGUCCGUGGUAACCAGAAGGCGGAAUUUUUGCAACGAAAGUGCCAUGAACUAGGACACUAUCCAGUCAUCAUUGACGUGUCUCAAUAUGAUGAUACCAACCAAGCGACACCCAAAUUUGAAAGGACCCAGGAUCAUUGUGCCAACCACGACAAUGGGCGAUUCAAUUGCACGCAGGAGAAUGUAGGGAUUUUACGGUGUUGGUUCCUGAAUACGAUCCUACCUAAAUAACACCAAAAAAAUCUAAUUUUUAGGUAAAGUUACAUUGUUAUAUUGCUACAUUUGUUAUAUUUUAUUGUAAUAUAUUGUAUAUUAUAUUAAUAAAUUAAAUUUAAAAUAAAUUGAGUUUUACUUCUUUACGUUUAUAUCAAAAUAUAGCUGUACCCAAGAAAAUAAAUUAUUAAUUAAAAAACAAAAUCAUCA